AAGUGAUAUUGAUGACUGCAACGCGAUGCCAUCCCAGAGUUCCUUCCGACAGAACAGCCACUUAGAUGAGAGGAAACAGUCAGGAGACAGUGAGAUUGAGGAGCCGUCUUACGCCAAGCUCAGUGCUAGAAGAACCGCCAUCAUUCCGGGGAAGUUUAUGGAAGAUGAAGGUCAGGAAGUGGAGAGACCAGCCCGGGAAGCUAGCACGUCGCCGAACACGAACCCGGGCACGCGCCGACGCAGCUCCGUUGUCUUCAUCCCGCCUAGCAUGCAGAUCUGUCCAGGAGACCUGUUCGUACCGGCCGCGUACAGCCGCACACUGACGCGAGGCUACACGCUAUCCGGGUCAGCCGCGGGACCAAUGUACCAGCUGCCCGUGCCGCUAGAGUCGCGAGCAACGACGCCAAAGGCAAAAUCAAGCCCGUGGUCCCUCUUAAAGCUGUUUGAGAAGUCUAGUAGAACCAAGGACGAGAUCGGCCUAGAAGGCUUUCUGAACACUCUCAAGCAAGCAGAAUUCCUGGACACGCAACUAGCGCUGUAUAAGGCAUACCAAUGCAGCGGAGUUCUCCUUGGGCAGAGGUAGGAGUCAAGGUACCGACGUCAAAACCGUCAGAGAGGGAUGAACAAGCG
Messenger RNA from Priapulus caudatus, 630 nucleotides. RefSeq lists its product as uncharacterized. Lineage: Eukaryota; Metazoa; Priapulida; Priapulimorpha; Priapulimorphida; Priapulidae. The transcript is spliced from 7 exons. The record is from RefSeq and is a predicted model, not a curated record. The coding region runs from base 26 to 583 and encodes 185 amino acids.